This is a messenger RNA of Alternaria viburni, 1809 nucleotides long. RefSeq lists its product as uncharacterized. Lineage: Eukaryota; Fungi; Ascomycota; Dothideomycetes; Pleosporales; Pleosporaceae. The coding region runs from base 1 to 1809 and encodes 602 amino acids. The transcript has a single exon. The record is from RefSeq and is a predicted model, not a curated record.
AUGCCUCGCCCACUCGCACAAUCGACACUCACGUCGUUUGUGAAAGUGACUAGCAAGAGGGAUGCCCCCGAUGACGAGCCCUCAAGCUCUGUCCCAACAAGGCCUUCUCGAAGGCGUCGUCCAGUGGUCUUUGACUCGGACGAUGACUUGGAUGAAGGUGCUUUCCCGUCGCCCACUGGUGCAGCAUCGACUGCCCGUGGGAGGGAGUAUGCUACGGCCUCUACUCCAAAUGCUGUGGCUUCUGCUACGGAUAUGCGAUCCCCUCACCGGGCUCUCGCUGCAUCUGAUGCCCCUGAAAGCGAAAUGCUGAUGGGUGACGAGGAUGAAGUCAUCGCGGAGGUUGUUGCAGCAAUGGAUGCAGCACCCGAAGCAGACGAGGAGAUGGACGAGGAAGAUGAAUACUUCCCCGGCCCGGAUCCUAAUAUCGCGGAGGAGGACGUGGAUGCUAUAUGCAACCAUGACCUCUCUUCAGAUUUCGAACUCGACGACGUCGAGGUCAACCCGGACUUUGCGCGUAAACUACGCAUCGUCUUGGAUGGCUUUUGCGAGUGGAGUAAGAGCAUAAGUCAUUCCGACUUCGUUGCGACGUCCGAACAAGACCGUCCAUUCACCCUCGGGGUUUGGAAGCUCCUGCAGGAUGUUAGCGUGGAAUUCUUGCUUGGUCUAUACUUGCAAGCUGUUCCGAUUGAAGUUCAAGAGCUCUUCCUCAAGAAGGAAUGGUGUCUUGAGGACUUACUUUCACUUCCCAAAGUGAAUGAGGGUGACAAGCAUGAUCAGGGACUGUAUGGGAAUUUCCCAACUGGUAACCUGGCUUUUGCUUCGAAAAUUGGGUGUGAGGCUUACGUUGGGUCCACUGGUGAGCUCUUGAAGCGAAUCAUUGUGCACCUGGAAAUCGCAAGACGACAUUCUGCCAACGCUUUGCCCGAGCAUUAUCGGGGCAGUCUACAUUACAAGACUACGUGUCGUGCUGAUGUCGACUGUAAUUUCCGAAAACUUGCUGGGUUCAAGCGAGAUAUCCCACAAGGAUACCUUGUGGUUUUGGAGAGCGCCUUUAUGGUGUUUUUCGGAACUUACAAUGACCCUGGCUAUUAUUCCAAAUGGGCCACACAGUCUUCAUACAAGUUAGCUAGGGAUGUCAGAGCACGUCUCGACGUUCCAGCCAUCACAUGGAGGGGACUGAAUGGAGCGAUACCCUUACGUCAGGGUUUCGUUGCUCGUGGAUCCAAGCUACCAUCAGAAUGCCGCAACCCAGAGUGCAAACUGAUGACCUAUCCGCGCUCGGCUAUGCCGGAUGGACCUAAGCACCCUCGCGUGCUUGCUGAUAUCAAGAACCCUUUGGGUGGCGGAUACUUUUGCAGGCGCUGCGACAGCUACCGAGAACGCCGUGGAGUGUUGCCCGACAACGCUUCACUGGUCAAGCUCACUACUCAGUACAACCUCGAGGUUGGCAAGAGUAACCUGCGUCAAGCCGGCCAACCCGUCAUCUGCUAUAACUGUAGAAGCGUGGAAGCCGCGAGUGGCGCUGCAAAUAGUGCCAGGGGCUACGGGACUAGACACAUUGCUUCAAAUGGUCAUGUUCGUUGUAGUGCUUGUGACGCAUAUCUGCGCAAGUUUGGUCGUGAGCGCGAUCCAGCUUGCGAAACGGCGAGAGCCUUUCGUGAGCAGAUCAAAGCCCAUCGCAAUGCUGGCCAACCGGUUCGCUGCGCGCAUUGUCGCAAAGUUGAGCCGAGCGGUCUUGCAAAGCCUUGGAGAUGCACCAAGCUAGCCCACUUGGUUUGCAACUGGUGCUACGAUCAUGGCCACAGAUGA